AUGAGUGGAAAUACGACAUCCAUUCUAUCAGCAUUCCAUACUUCUGGACCCACAACCAUGUCAUGUCCUUUAUUAGACGGAGAAGACCAUCUGAUCAGGUGGAUCUAUUAUUUGACAGGAAACUGCGUGUAUGGCAACAUCUCUGCCUUUUCUUGGGUAUUUGGCCAUAUAUCAUUUAUAGCCUGGCUGGGAGCCCAGCUUCCACAAGUGGCAGAAAACUACAUUAACCAGUCGGUUGAUGGGUUAUCAUGGGGCUUCCUUCUAAACUGGUUUAUUGGAGAUUUUACCAAUCUACUGGGCUGUCUAUUAACGCAUCAACUUCCUUUUCAAACUCUUCUCGGAUUCUAUUAUGUCAAUAUCGACAUUGUGCUCGGCUUGCAGUACAUCUACUAUUCAUCUCGAGAACAUCGACGUCAAAUCAUUCUCGAUGGCAAGGACUCUUCUGACGAAGAAAGCACUGAUGCUGUAAUCAGUACAGGUAGUGAGAUAUUAGCUCACCAAACUUCGGCACCUAUUGCCAUCUCCAAGAAGACAGUUCGCUCCCUUAGUAGUUCGGGUCUAAAAGCCAUGCUCACCUCUUCAUUCAUCUCUUCAUUUACUAAAGUACGAGCUGCCCCUAUCAGCGAGGUAUCCAACGUUCUUGCUACAGGAGCCACAGUUGCCACGAGAGCUUGGCUUGAUUCUGAGAGUAUUGGCCGAAUGUCUGCUUGGAUAUGUGCUGCACUCUAUGUAACUUCACGCAUGCCUCAAAUCUACAAGAACUUCCGUCGUAAGUCCACCUGGGGAACAUCUAUGCUGCUUUUCUCUGCUGCUCUCACUGGAAAUGUCACAUACACACUGUCGAUUCUGCUGUCACCAGAAGCACGAGGUGCCAAAGGACAUGCUUUCCUCCUGAACGAACUCCCCUUCCUUAUUGGCUCAGCUGGUACCGUCUGUUUCGACAUCACCAUUCUCAUCCAACGAAUGUGCUACGGAAACGAGCGGCCUGAGUUCCGAGACUCUGACGAGCACCGGCAUCAUCACCACCAAUCGCACUCUAGAUCCAGUCGCUCCCACCCCCAUCCCCAUUCACACACCGCAGACUCGGGCUCCUCGACCAUUGCCGGACUCCAUUCCACCACCCCAGCCAUCCACUACCGGUCCUCAACCCACCAACAACCCCUCUUAGAAGACUACGACGACGUCAAUGCCAACGAUACCACCCCACUGUCAAUGUCACUCCAAACCAACUACUCUGGCUAA
Sugiyamaella lignohabitans is the source of this 1242-nucleotide messenger RNA. RefSeq names its product Ypq2p (gene YPQ2). Bases 1 to 1242 code for a protein of 413 amino acids. The record is from RefSeq and is a predicted model, not a curated record. Lineage: Eukaryota; Fungi; Ascomycota; Dipodascomycetes; Dipodascales; Trichomonascaceae. The transcript has a single exon.